AUAAAAGCUAUAUAUAUAUACUAGUAUAGUAUGAACAAGUGUUUGUUUUUGUUAUUAAAAAAAGAAAAAGGAUCGAUAGGAUCUGGAAGAAGAGAGAGUGGCUCGUUCGAAUCCAAUGGCAUCAUCAACAUCAAGCAGCAGAAAAAGAAUGGCAGGUGGUGAUGGUUUAACUAACGAUUGCUGGGAAUUGGUGAUAUCUAAACUGGAGAAGGAGAAGAAGGAGGAGGAGGAGAGUAAUCAUUGUUUAGAGACACUAUCCAUGGUAUCCAAACAAUUACUAUCCAUCAGCAGCAGUUUUGUGCAUUCCAUAAAAUUAAUCCACAAUCCAUCAUCAUCACCCAUCUCUCGCCUCUUCCACAGGUUCACAAACCUAACCUCACUCGAUCUCUCCGCCUUCCGCGGUGGCGGUGACAUCAACGCACUACUUUCUCGAAUCCCUCCAACUUCUGUUUCCCGUCUCACAUCCCUCAACCUCUCUAACCAACAAACCUUCCCCAUAUUAGGGUUACGAUCUAUUCUUCUCAAAAAUUGCAGAUUGACCUCUCUUAUUUGCUCCAAUAUUGCUUUUCUCAAAUUUACUGAUAUAACCUUCAUCGCAGAUUCCUUUCCGUUUCUCCAACAUUUGGAUCUCAGUUUCCCUAGAGGAGGCGAAGGAAUACUCGUGGUGGAGGACGAUUAUAACAAUGCCAUGAAUCUUCUCCCUCAAAAGCUUAAACUUCUUCGCAGUGUUAAUCUAUCUGGUAAUUUCUACAUUAAUAAUUCAUCGUUUCUUCAACUAUGUAUCAACUGUGAGUUUCUCCAACAGGUGCUUAUAUCACGAUGCCCUUUCAUAACACAUGCUGGUAUUGCCGAAGCAAUCCACCACAGACCCACUUUGAAUUAUCUAUCUGUUACCAACUUUAAGGAAGGACUUGAACUUGAAAACGUUGACUCCUACUUCAUUGAUUCACUCACCAGUUUGAACCGCUUAACUUGUCUUGAUUUCUCCUUUUCAUGCAUUACUGAUUUGAUGCUUAAGGCUAUAGCACUCCAUGCCCUUCCUUUGACCAAACUUGUCCUCCAAGAUUCUUACAACUAUACCUAUUCCGGUAUCUCUCAUCUCUUGUCUAAGUGUCCAACUCUGCAGCAUCUAGAUCUUCAACGUGCAAACUUUUUGAAUGAUAAGCUUUUCAACCAGCUAUGUGCAUUCCUUCCAGGUUUGCUGUCUAUUAAUGUCAGCAGCUGUGACAAGCUCACCAAUUCAUCCUUCUUUGCACUCCUUACCAACUGUCCUUUGCUCUCAGAGAUCAGAAUGGAGUCAACAGAUAUUGGACUCGGUCCAACACCCUCCAUCGUGGAUGAUUUGCUUGUAUACCCUCAACUCAAGUCCCUCCAUUUGGCUUACAAUUCACAUUUGCAAGACCAUCACAUCAACAACUUUGCUUCCAUGUUUCCUAAUAUGCAACUUAUUGAUUUGAGCUUUUGCCAUUACAUAUUUCAACAUGGUAUUGCUGUACUGUUAAAGAGAUGUCCUAAGAUCACACAUUUCAAGUUUGUUGGCUUCCCACACGCUAAGCUACGUUCAAUCAACUCUGAAGCUUCCAUUCUGGAGGUGCUGAACUUGGCGCACUCGAGAAUUGAUGAUGAAGGACUGUAUCAGAUCUCAAAGACUUGCCCUCAGCUUUUGCAACUGGACCUAGAACAUUGUCACAAUGUCACGGAGAAGGGAGUGCAGCUGGCCGUAGAGAACUGCACACGCCUCAGAGAGAUUAAUUUGCAACAUUGUCAUAAAGUGUCUACUGAUAUUGUUUCCCAGAUGAUAUUUACUAGGCCAUCAUUGAGAAAAAUAAUUGCUCCCCCUCAUUUUCAUCCCCGCGACUGUGAUAGGAAACUCCUCUUUGAGCGAUGUCUUGUUUUCUAGUUAUUUUGAUCCUCAUUCAUACUUUGCAGAGCUUUGAAAUCUAUAUUGAGGGAUAUAACGUCUGAUCGCUACUCUAGAAAACCUAUUAUAAUUAGAGGGGUUAUUAUAUAUCACA
Trifolium pratense (red clover) is the source of this 2015-nucleotide messenger RNA. RefSeq names its product SCF E3 ubiquitin ligase complex F-box protein grrA-like. Lineage: Eukaryota; Viridiplantae; Streptophyta; Magnoliopsida; Fabales; Fabaceae. The transcript has 2 exons. Bases 116 to 1900 code for a protein of 594 amino acids. Gene Ontology annotation, cellular component: SCF ubiquitin ligase complex. The record is from RefSeq and is a predicted model, not a curated record. Gene Ontology annotation, molecular function: protein binding. Gene Ontology annotation, biological process: SCF-dependent proteasomal ubiquitin-dependent protein catabolic process.